GGUCGCGCGGUGCAUCACGGUGCUUGUAGUCCAAUCUUCCCAGGCGGCCCGUGGCGCAGCGGCGUGUGGGGACUACAUUUCCCAGCGACCGCGGCGCCAAGAGCGGAACCGGGAAGCGCGAAGAUGGCGGUGGAUAAGGAGCUGCUGGAGCGGGACCUCUACGGGCUGCUGGGAAUCGGCGAAAAGGCGUCCGAGAAGGAGGUGAAGACAGCGUUCCGGCAGAAGGCCCUGACCUGCCACCCUGACAAGAACCCGGACAACCCCCGGGCAGCGGAAAUCUUCCACCAGCUGUCCCAGGCCUUGGCCGUGCUCACAGAUGCAGCAGCCAGGGCAGCCUAUGACAGGGUGAGGAGGGCGAAGAAGGAGGCUGCAGCAAGGACACAGAAACUCGAUGAGAAGAGGAAGAAAGUAAAGCUUGAUCUUGAAGCCAGAGAACGAGAAGCCCAGUCCCAGGAGAAUGAAGAGGAGGAGAUCAGGAUAACAAGAUCAUUAGAGGAAGAAAUAAUCCGCCUGCGUGAGGAGGGCUCCCGGCAGCUGGAGGAGCAGCAGAGGCUCAUCAGGGAGCAAAUCCGCCGGGAAAGGGAGCAGCACAGCCAAGGCAAGCAGGAAAGAGAUGGAGCAGAAGGCAAAAUAACUCCUAAGCUCAAGCUCAGGUGGAAAUGCAGGAAGGAAGAUGAGACAGGAGGGGGAUACUCCAAAGAUGUGCUGCUGCAGAUCCUGCAAAAGUAUGGUGAUGUGCUCAAUUUGUUGAUCUCCAGCAGGAAGACUGGGAGUGCAGUGGUGGAAUUUGCCACGGUGAAGGCAGCCGAGAUGGCUGUGAAGAAUGAAGUUGGCCUGCUAAAUAACCCGCUGAAGAUUUCCUGGCUGGAGGGCCAGCCCCAGAGCCGCCCCAGCACCGUCCUCCCUGACAGCACCAGCCAGCCCAGGACCUCACAGGCAUCCGUGGUGUCAGAGCGGGACUACGAGAGCCUGGUGAUGAUGAGGAUGCGCCAGGCAGCCGAGAGGCAGCAGCUCAUCCAGCAGCUCCAGCGGGAAGAAGAGGAGGAAAAGUCCCACACUUAGCACAAAGAAUAUGGAUUCUCCUCACCCCUCCAUGCCCCCCGGAGCUGUUUCUUAAUUUAAGUCAAUAAACCUCCUUUUUUUA
Messenger RNA from Sturnus vulgaris (Common starling), 1144 nucleotides. It is a transcript of the gene DNAJC17, whose product is annotated as DnaJ heat shock protein family (Hsp40) member C17. Gene Ontology annotation, biological process: spliceosomal complex disassembly. Gene Ontology annotation, molecular function: RNA binding. Gene Ontology annotation, cellular component: spliceosomal complex. The record is from RefSeq and is a predicted model, not a curated record. NCBI's taxonomy places the organism in Eukaryota, Metazoa, Chordata, Aves, Passeriformes, Sturnidae.